Aspergillus homomorphus CBS 101889 is the source of this 1525-nucleotide messenger RNA. Its product is annotated as Zn(II)2Cys6 transcription factor domain-containing protein. The record is from RefSeq and is a predicted model, not a curated record. Gene Ontology annotation, molecular function: DNA-binding transcription factor activity, RNA polymerase II-specific; zinc ion binding. Lineage: Eukaryota; Fungi; Ascomycota; Eurotiomycetes; Eurotiales; Aspergillaceae. Gene Ontology annotation, biological process: regulation of DNA-templated transcription. The transcript has a single exon. The coding region runs from base 206 to 1525 and encodes 439 amino acids.
CAUUGAACGAACCUCCUCUACCCAAUGGAGUCUUGCGCCGGGUGAUGGUGUUGGAGACCCUCGAACGGUCAUUCCGGGGAAUGUUAGCGAGACCAAGUGCACUGCACUGCACUGCACUGCAGCUCGCAUAAAAGGCCCCACUACCACAUCCAGUCGCGCACUCGACAAGGUUCGGAGAGAUAAAACUUAACAUACCGUGAUACGAAUGGCAGACCAAGGCGGGACUCGGACGAGGAUCGAAGAAUCCAUCGAGGCUCAGUUGCGGUUGGCGUGUGAAGAAUGCCACGCGCGCAAGAUCCGUUGCGAACUGUCCGCAGCCACCAGCGGAGGUCGCUGCAAAGCAUGCGUGCUCAACCAACGACAAUGCCUCUUUUCGCUUCGGAGUAGGACAGGGCGGCCGCGAAAGCAGCCUCUUUCUAUCCCGUUCAAGUUCCACAAACCGUCGGCUUCAAUACAGCACCACCGUCCGCCGGCGGAAACUCCUCCAACUAACCACCCGCAAACCUCCCUGGCGCAGACGGGUCCAGCGCAACAAAUAGGCAAGCUUUAUCAACAGCGCACCACUGGCAGACCCCUGCAGGACGGUCAAGCGCACAUGUGGAGCCCCGACGACGCUGGAUGGAAUAAUGGAUCUACAUGGCAAGCACAGCAGCCAGGCCCUGGGCAGACAUCACCUCCAGCAUCCUUUGAUCACUUUCUAGCACCUGAUCUCCGUGGCUGGAAUACUGUCGGCCAGUUGAUCAUGCACGGGCCGGGUAUCGGUUCUCUGCCGGACCCCUGUCUCCCGGAUAUGGGACCAGUAGGCGAUCCCUUGCAGACCGACCCGAUCGUCCUCCUGGGGAGUCCGGGGGUCCUGAAUGAGAGCAACGGAGAGGACCCCAGCGGACCCGGAGAAAAAGGGUUCCUGGAUGCGUUGAAACUGUCCAGCGGACUGCACAACAACUGCAAGUCCACGACGCUCGAUCUCCUCACCGAGGCCGGCCGGUACAAGGUGCGAGUGAUAUGCAAACUCUUUGACGAGCUGAGUCAGGCGGCGUUUGCGCUCCAGGACGAUGCUUUGCAUGCGUCGCCGAUGGUGCGCUCCGACUUGUCCGAGGCCAAGAUCAUCGCGGUCUCACUCAGAGAGGCAAUCCAGGUGUGCAUCGAUAUCAUCCAGCACAAUUUCCAAAUACACCAAUCCACUGCUACAGCUCCGGGAGAUCGCGGCUCGCGCAAUAUCUCGCAGCAGCAGCAGCUUCGCCCUGCCAGGCCUGACUCACGGAAUGAUCAAGUGGCUGGAUCAUGCAUCUGCCUCGCCGGCGCCGACGAGAAACAAUUAGGCGUUCAACAGAACGGCCUCGAGCUUCUCAUCUGUUUGGAAUUUUCUCUGAUUCGGUUCCGCCAUAUCCUGUCCAAGGUCGAGUCCCUGGAUGGUGCCCCCCCACAAGUGAAUUGCGAUUGUUGGAUCAGUUCUGUCCCCAAACUGGACACUGCACGCUCGCAGGUCUCUGCACUACUGAAGCAUUUUCGCAACUUUCGAGACUGA